AUGGCAGAAUUUUUAAAAAAUAUUCCAGAAUUUAUGGAGUCCGAGUUAGGCGAAUCUAUAGCCUCUAGAACAGAAUCCUUGACAAACUUUAAAGAGCUCGGUCCCCCAAAUCUAGUACAUCUUAUAAAAUAUCAACCAAAAUCAGAAAACAAGAAUAUCAGCACAUAUCAUUAUGUCUCAGGAGUUGAUGCAUCAUCAUCUGCAUCUAUAGCCGCAUAUCUAAACGAUCUAACAUAUUCUAUGACUAAAGAUCAAGUAUGGUUUGGGAAAAAUCAAUCAUGGGAAAUACAUUCAGGGCUUUUCUGCAUAUAUAAUGCUUUUUCACGUAUUGAUAUUCGCGUUGAAAUGAAAAUUCCUGGAGGUAUUGAAAGCAUUGCUAUUGAUGAAUAUGGAAAUAGAAAAAAUAUAACACCUGAAAUGUGGACUGAAACAUUUCUUUGUGAAAUUUUACGGUGGCUUCAAUUCUCAGAUGAUUACACAUAUCAGCUUCCAGGAUUUCGUAAACUAAAUCCAAUAACAUCUAUAGAAUUUGAGGAAAAAUUUUUAGAUGCUUGUUCUCAAUUAUUUCUAAAAGGCUGGAAAUUAGGAAGUAGUCCUGAAAUACAUAUUCCUGAUAUUGUUAAUAAUAAUCUCACAAAUGGUAUAUUAAAGUAUCUUAACAUGACUGGACGUUAUGCUGUAGGAAUUAAUCUUUUUGAAAAACUUCGUAUUAAAAACUCAGAAAUUAUACCCUUUUUAGCAAAAUUGUACUUCUUAAUGGAUGAAGAAUUUAUUGCUAUUGAUCUUUUAAACGAAAGUUUAAAACUAAAUCCUAUUAAUUAUUCAUCUCUUAUUAUCCAAGUAGAAUAUCUUAUGAAAAAAAAUUGCUACAAUUUGGCUCUUCAAUGUGCUAAGAAAGCUGUUAACAGUGCACCUUCUGAAUUUAUUACAUGGGAAAAUCUUGUUCAAGUUUAUAUAGCACUCGAGGAUUAUAGAAUGGCAUUAUUAACUUUAAAUUCGUGUCCAAUAUUUUCUUAUUAUGAAAAAGAUGGUCAUAGAAUGCCAGAGCCAAUUAAAGCUCAUUUUCCAAGUCCUAUAAAAAUGGAUGAUUGCGAAUUAACUUUAAAUGAAAUAUAUAGAAACAAUAAUACCAUUGAUCCAGCAUUAUUAAGAUUACCAUCUCUAUCACUUAGAGGAACUUUUUCACGUGCAUAUGACCUUCUUAUAAAAAUGGUAACAAAAAUUGGAUGGGAUCAACUUUUAAAACUUCGAUCAUCAGUUUUUAUUAUGAAAGAAUAUAAAUUGCAUAAAGAAAAUAACUCCGCUUCGAAUCAACAUACAUCUAUUUCUACUUUUAGUGAUUAUAAAAAUAAUGAUAUUGGAGCUAACAAGACUGAAGAUUCAAAAUUUGAUGAUAAAUCUAGAAAUUACAAAAAACCAUUAGAUACAAAAAGUGGAAUUCUAACACAGAAAAAGGAAUUCUCAAAAAAUUGCAUUAAUGAAAGAAAAUGUAGCGAAAAUAAAAAAAAUAACGAUUUUAUGCUCUAUGAAAAAAGACUUUGUGAGCGUUGGUUAGAUAAUCUUUUUAUGAUUUUAUAUGAAGAUUUACGUGUAUAUACUAUAUGGAGAGCAGAAGCUUCACAUUUUAAAUCCCAAAAAUUAAUCUACAAAAAAACUGCUGCAGAAUGGGAAAUUUUAGGCAGUCUUGCAUGGAGAUUACAAUAUAAAGAAGAAUCAUUGGAAGCAUUCAGAAAUUGCCUUGAACUAAAUUUUUCUGUAAAAGCAUGGGAUAAAAACUUAUUAUUCUAUAAAGAGCAAGAGGAUUAUGAAAAAGUAUUAUUAGCUAUUGCAAAAUUGAAUGCAUGGAAUUGUAGAUGGUAUUCUGAAUUUUCUCCUGAUUUAUUAAAACAUUUACGAAGUGUGAUUGCAUAUAAUGGUAUUACUAAAAUUCGUAACAUGCUUUCUUCUAUAACGAUAAAUAAGACUUAUAUUGAACUUAUGGAUCGUUAUCUUAUAUUUAUUGAAAAAUUUAAGCUUCUUGGAUAUUCUGAAUAGUUUUUACGUAACUGUGCUUUUUUCA
Molecule: messenger RNA, 2059 nt
Organism: Pneumocystis murina B123
Lineage: Eukaryota; Fungi; Ascomycota; Pneumocystomycetes; Pneumocystales; Pneumocystaceae
Exons: 12
Coding region: 1-2034 (677 amino acids)
Biological process (GO): Golgi to plasma membrane transport
Cellular component (GO): exomer complex
Molecular function (GO): protein binding
Source: RefSeq, a predicted model, not a curated record